Molecule: messenger RNA, 1869 nt
Organism: Colletotrichum orchidophilum
Lineage: Eukaryota; Fungi; Ascomycota; Sordariomycetes; Glomerellales; Glomerellaceae
Product: fungal specific transcription factor
Exons: 4
Coding region: 1-1869 (622 amino acids)
Biological process (GO): DNA-templated transcription
Molecular function (GO): DNA binding; zinc ion binding
Source: RefSeq, a predicted model, not a curated record
AUGGCGUGCACUUUCAACCGGGCAACCAAGGUGAAGAAGCGGGCGGCUACAGCGAGGGCGGGAUCAGAAAAAGACCUGGUUGAGCGCCUCAACCGUAUAGAGAAGGCCUUGGAGGCGGCUCGGCGGAACCAAGAUGCAGGGGGGGAGGGGCGGGAUGAUUCCACCUCUCCAUCGUCAUCCUCGGCGCCCAUGUCCACUAUUGGGCUGGAUCCCCCGGCCGCCGACGGCCUUCCGGACACAGCCCAAGACCGACCGUAUGACUCAUCAGCCCGGGCUUCCGACGCUACCGUGGGAAAGCUGCACUUCGCCGGCUACUACCUGGGAGACGUUAGCUCUUACAAUGGUAUACCCUUCUUCUCCGUGGACGGCCAAGAGUGGAUCCGCUCGCGGGCUGGAGAGGAUGCCUCGUUCCAAACCCUCUUUGGCAUGGGCCCGUUGUGGCAGACGCAACACCCAGUACCAAUCGUUAUAGAUUUCCUAGAAGGGAGUUCUAGUGGAGAGCUGCCUGAUAGGACUGUCGUUGAAGAGUAUCUCGCCCUCUUCCGGGCAUCCCAAUUCGGCCUAUCGUUCCCAGUCAUCGACUUUGUCCUCUUUGGCGAGACAAUUGAACUGGCGUAUCAGCCGGUCCAUAGUAAAGCAACUCUCGAGGCCGUGACAGCAAAGGCCUGUGUGUUUGCUUUCUUUGCUGUCGUUUCCCUCUUUCAGGGAGAAUGGAACUCAACACCCGAGAUUGACGGAGCGGCGUGUGCCGGUGCAGCCCAGAAACUGGUGUCAGUCAUUCUUCAGGGCACCAACAUCACCACUCUCGAGACCGUCUUCAUGCUGGGCAUGUACCACCUUUUUUGCGGUCAUUUGCAACAAGGUGCCAUGUUCCAGGCCGCAACAUGUCGAGUCUUGUUCAUGCUUGGCGCGCACCUCGAACCCGGAAACAGCCGCCCCACCCCAUGCCAGACGCCAAAGCCCGCUGAAGACGACCACACCUCGCGCGUGAGGAAUCAGCUGCGUAGAAUGUUCUGGCUGACCUUCAAGUUAGACAAGGAUAUCUCGCUCCGAACAGGCCAGCCUCCGAGCAUAGACGACGAGCACUGUGAUUUAACGUUGCCAAAGAUGGAUUGGUGGAUACGAAGCAUAGACGAUCUCGCCGGCGGGUCACCGUCUUUCCUCGACGAGGCCACAAUCACGUCAGCCCUCGCACCCGACUCUCUACAGUUGACAAUCAUCAAGUCCAAAAUCUCCACGAAGCUGUACUCCGCGUCAGCUCUGAAGAAGGGCGAUGCAGAGCUGCUCAGGGACAUUCGCGAGCUCGACGACGAGCUCGAACGAUGGCGGACGUCCGUACCACCCUCCUAUCGGCCGACGUUGACCUUCCCCCGGGGUACGGCAGUCGUGAGAAAAGGUCGGCUCGGCAUGGAGGAGAUUAUUAUGCACUUUGAGUAUCAUUAUCUGAUGGCCAUGAUUCACCGCGCCAGCGGGAGAUGCCGCUGUUGGGCAAGCGGUGAAGGCAGCGGGUUGGAGGGCGUGACCUCGAGCCACGCCCUUUCCGUGCAGGCCAGCCGAUCUACGCUCUAUUUCCUAAAGGCAGCGAUCCACGGCGUGGAACAGGUGGCAUUUUGGAUGGUGGUGUUUUACCCAAUGUCGGCAAUUCUGACAAUCUUUUGCAAUCUCCUCCUGCAACCUCUGCACCCCCAAUCCGAGGAAGACAUUGAGCUUAUCAAGUCGGUCCCGGAACUCAUCGAGGGCAUGCGGAACCGUCAUUUGACGCCGAAAGAGGUGGCUCACGUCAAGGUUGUGCACGCUUUUGUGGCGGAGCUCACUCGGCUGGGCAAUUGCGCUAUUGCCAAGGCGCGGCGAGAACAGAAGCUCAUUUAA